AUGGUGACACAUACACGUUGGUUGGUAACAACAAGAGCAGCAGCAAUAAAGGAUUGGAGUCGUUGCGAAUCCAUCAAAACAAUCAAGAAAAAAUCCAUCACCACAACCCUCUCUUAUUCCUCGUCAACGACAAGAUCCUCUUCACUCUCUUGUACUUGGUCUCCAUUCACGACAACAGUUUCUUCAAUGUCUUACGACAAGGACCUCGCUGCUGCUAAGAAAGCAGCCACUCUCGCUGCUCGUCUCUGUCAGAAAGUGCAGAAGGCUCUUUUGCAAUCUGAUGUUCACUCUAAAUCAGAUAAAAGUCCCGUCACUGUUGCUGAUUAUGGUUCACAGGCCUUGGUCAGCUUGACACUUGAGAGAGAGCUUCCUUCUGAACCAUUUUCCCUAGUAGCAGAGGAGGAUUCAGGGGAUCUUCGUAAGGAAAGUGGUCAGGAUACACUGAGGCGCAUUACAGAUCUUGUCAAUGAUACCGUCGCUAAUGAAGGAUCGCAUAGCUUUUCUACUUUAACAACGGAUGAUGUGCUUAAGGCCAUUGAUAGUGGUAAGUCCGAAGGUGGUUCCGUUGGUCGCCACUGGGUUUUGGAUCCGAUAGAUGGGACUAAAGGGUUUGUAAGAGGAGACCAAUAUGCCAUAGCAUUAGCUUUGCUAGAUGAAGGGAAAGUUGUAUUGGGUGUCUUGGCUUGCCCAAAUCUUCCACUGGCGACCAUUGGCCAUAAUGAGCAGCAUGCUUCUUCAAAUGAAGUUGGGUGUCUUUUCUUUGCUAAAGUUGGUGAUGGAACAUAUAUGCAGGCAUUGGAUGGCUCUACACAGACUAAGGUGAAUGUUAGUGCUGUUGAUAAUCCAGAAGAAGCGUCAUUUUUUGAAUCUUAUGAAGCAGCGCACUCCUCACAUGACUUGUCCAGCACUAUUGCAGAAAAACUCGGUGUCAAAGCACCGCCAGUCAGAAUUGAUAGCCAAGCAAAAUAUGGAGCUCUGUCUAGAGGAGAUGGAGCUAUAUAUUUGCGUUUCCCCCACAAAGGAUACCGUGAAAAAAUAUGGGAUCAUGCUGCUGGAAGUAUUGUUGUGACAGAAGCUGGAGGCAUUGUCUCAGAUGCUGCAGGGAACCCUUUGGACUUCUCAAAAGGAAAGUUUCUUGAUGUUGAUACUGGUAUUAUUGUUACAAACCAGAACUUGAUGCCUUCGCUUUUAAGAGCAGUUAAAGAAUCCCUCAACGAGAAAGCAUCAUCCUUGUGA
Lathyrus sativus (Indian pea) is the source of this 1236-nucleotide messenger RNA. NCBI's taxonomy places the organism in Eukaryota, Viridiplantae, Streptophyta, Magnoliopsida, Fabales, Fabaceae. The record is from the annotation of a GenBank genome assembly.